Messenger RNA from Mytilus californianus (California mussel), 4878 nucleotides. RefSeq names its product mucin-like protein. The record is from RefSeq and is a predicted model, not a curated record. The coding region runs from base 4036 to 4728 and encodes 230 amino acids. Gene Ontology annotation, cellular component: extracellular region. NCBI's taxonomy places the organism in Eukaryota, Metazoa, Mollusca, Bivalvia, Mytilida, Mytilidae. Gene Ontology annotation, molecular function: chitin binding. The transcript is spliced from 7 exons.
GUUACUCACACAGUCACGUUAUUUUCUUCAUAGUUAAUAUAAUUUCUACAAAUGAUCUGAUUUUAUUGAAGGCUAGAUAUAAAUGUUUCCAACGAACUAACUGCUCCAAACAUUCUAAUUAAGAUUUUAUAUUUUAAGUCUAAGUCUGAUAGUUUGUUGAAAGAAAUUUCUUUCAACUUUUUAACAGCUACAUGUUUUCAUUUUAGAUCUACAUGUAUAUCUGAUAGAAGAAAUUUCUUCCAACUUACUAACUGCCACAAGUAUUUCAGUUUAGGUCUAUGUCUGAUAGAAGAAGUUUCUUCCAACGGACUAACUGCUUCAAAUAUUUCAUUGAAGGUUUGUUAGAAGAAAUUUCGUCCGAUUUACUAACUGACACUAAUAUCACCUCUUAGAUCAGGCUUGAUAAAGAAAUUCCUUCCAACCAACUAACAGCUACAUGUGUUUCAUUUUAGAUCUAAAUGUAAGUUUGAUAGAAGAACUAACAGCUCGGAUUAAAUAUUUCAUUUUUGGUUUAAAUCUGAUAGAAGAAAUUUCUUACAACGAACGAUCAGCUCGAAGUAAUUCAUACUACGUUUGAUAAAAGAACAUUUCUAUCAACGAACUAACUGCUAUAAGUAUUAUACUUUAAGCAUACGUCUGAUAAAAGAAAUUUCAUCCAAUGAACUUACUGCUCCUAUGAUUUUAUUUUGUACCGAAUAAAAGAAAUUUCUUCCAAUAAACUGACCUCUCUAUGUACUUCUUCUAAGGUCUGAAAGAAGAAAUUUCUGUCUAGGUAUUUUCUCAUACUUUUACAGAAGUUUCUGAUUUUGUUCUGAACGUGUAGAAAGACAUGCUCAUUUGAUUUUUGUAACAGCUGUCAUUACUUAAAUCGAAUUAUAUCAUCAUGCGUUCAUGUAUCAUUUAAUUCAUCAUAACAAUAUUGUAUUUCAACGCUCUAACAUUCUGAGUGUCUCUGAGAACAGGUAAUGCAAUUAUAUAUUCUUUUGAACAUUUUUUUGUUUUUAAAAUUAGAAAAUGUAAAGUGUACAUAUCCUUCGAACACACCGAUCAUUCGUAUUCUGUCUGUGCAACGGUGGAAUGCCUUUUUAAAAGAAUUAUUUGCUUGUCAAACAGGUUUAUGUCUUAUUCAAGUUUAAAGUUGUGUGACCCGAAAAUACCCUUCCCCAAAAUAGGACCACAAAAAAUCCAUACUUGUAUCUAAUUAUGUUCAGCUACAUUUCUUUUUUUUAUACUGUUUGAUGCCAAAAUGUCAGGUAAAUUCAUGUGAUUUCAAGAUAAAUUGCCAUGCAUAUUAUUAUGUUACUCACAAAGUCACGUUAUUUUCUUCAUAGUUAAUAUAAUUUCUACAAAUGAUCUGAUUUAAUUGAAGGCUAGAUAGAAAUGUUUCCAACGAACUAACUGCUCCAAACAUUCUAAUUAAGAUUUUAUAUUUUAAGUCUAAGUCUGAUAGUUUGUUGGAAGGAGUUUCUUUUAACUUUGUAACAGCUACAUGUUUUUCAUUUUAGAUCUACAUGUAGAUCUGAUAGAAAAAAUGUUUUCCAACUUACUAACUGCCACAAGUAUUUCAGUUUAGGUCUAUGUCUGAUAGAAGAAUUUUCUUCCAAUUGACUGACUGCUUCAAAGAUUUCAUUGAAGGUUCGUUAGAAAAGAUUUCGUCCGACUUACUUACUGCCACAACUAUUACAUUUUAUGUCAGUCUUGAUGAAGAAAUUACUUGCAACCAACUAACAGCUACAUGUGUUUCAUUUUAGAUCUAAAUGUAUGUUUGAUAGAAGAACUAGCGGCUCGGAUUAAAUAUUUCAUUUUAGGUUUAAAUCUGAUAGAAGAAAUUUCUUUGAACGAACGAUCAGCUCGAAGUAAUUUAUAUUACGUUUGAUAAAAGAAAAUUUCUAUCAACGGUCUAACUGUUAUAAGUAUUAUAUUUUAGGCAUACGUCUGAUAAAAGAAAUUUCUUUCAAUGAACUUACUGCUCCUUUGAUUUUAUUUUGUAUCGAAUAAAGAAAUUUUUUCCAAUAAACUGACCUCUCUAUGUACUUCUUCUAAGGUCUGAAAGAAGAAAUUUCUGUCAUGGAAUAUUCUUAUAGUUUUACACAAGUUUCUGAUUGUUUUUUUGAACGUGUAGAAAGACAUGCUCUUUUCAUUUUUAUAACAGCUGUCAUUACUUAAAUCGAAUAAUCAUCAUGCGUUCAUGUAUCAUAUACUUCAUCAUGAAAAUAUUGUAUUUCAACGCUCUAACAUUCUGAGUGUCUCUGAGAACAGGUAAUGCAAUUAUAUAUUCUUUUGAACAUUUUUUGUUGUUUUUAGAAUUAGAAAAUUUAAAGUAGACAUAUCCUUCGAACGCACCGAUCAUUCGUAUUCUGUCUGUGCAACAGUGGGAUGCUUUUUUAACAAAAAUUAUUUGCUUGUCAAGUAGGUUUAUUUUUUAUUAAAGUUUAAAGUUGUGUGACCCGAAAAACAUGAAAAAACCCUUCCUCAAAAUAGGACAACAAAAUAUCCAUACUAGUACCUAAUUAUGUUCAGCUUCACUUCUUUUUUUAUACUGUUUGAUGCCAAAAUGUCAGGUAAAUUCAUGUGAUUUCAAGAUAAAUUGCCAUGCAUAUUAUUAUGUUACUCACAGUGACGUUAUGUUCUUCAUAAUUAAUAUAAUUUCUACAAAUGAUCUGAUUUUAUUGAAGGCUAGAUAGAAAUGUUUCCAACGAACUAACUGCUCCAAACAUUCUAAUGAAGAUUUUGUAUUUUAAGUCUAAGUCUGAUAGUUUAUUGGAAGGAGUUUCUUUCAACUUUGUAACAGCUACAUGUUUUUCAUUUUAGAUCUACGUGUAGAUCUGAUAGAAGAAAUUUCUUCCAACUUACUUACUGCCACAAGUAUUUCAGUUUAAGUCUAUGUCUGAUAGAAGAGUUUUCUUCCAACGUACUAACUGCUUCAAAUAUUUUAUUGAAGGUUUGUUAGAAGAAAUUUCGUCCGACUUACUAACUGCCACAAAUAUUAUACAUUUAUUUCCCAUGCCUGAGGGAGAUAUGAAGAUUUGUUCACCCAAGAAUAUUCAUAUUUGACGAGGGCUCUGCCUGAGGGAAAUAUGAUUUUUCGAGGGUGAACAAAUCUUCAUAUCAAAGGGAAAUGAAUGUUUUAUUCCACUGCCUAUGCUUUGUUUACUAUCAAUACAUUGAUUAUUAUUUUGCAUAAUUUUUUUUCUUAUCCGCUUGUUUUUAUAGGUUAAACUUAACAUGACAUACACAUUGAUAAACAGUACGGAUCAAAAGUUCAUUAUUAGUCUUUUUGUUUUAUCGUCUGAAAUACAUUUGAACAUGAUAAUGAUUUUUGCUAUCACUAUUUUAUGAAGAAUAAGAAGUUCAAAACUUUAUGUACAUUAACCGCGCGUAACGUCGCACGAUGUAAUCCCGACAUUUCAGAGCGGAAUAUGAAGAUUUGUUCAAUGACACGUGGGAUAGUCUCAACCAAUCAAAUAUUGAUUAAACUAUCAAUAUGUAUAAACAGUGGAAUAAUACAUUUUAGGUCAGGCUUUAUAAAGAAAUUUCUUCCAACCAACUAACAGCUACAUGUGUUUCAUUUAAGAUCUAAAUGUAGGUUUGACAGAAGAACUAACGUCUCGGAUUAAAUAUUUCAUUUUAGGUUUAAAUCUGAUAGAAGAAAUUUCUUUCAACAAACGAUCAGCUCGAAGUAAUUCAUAUUACGUUUGAUAAAAGAAAAUUUCUAUCAACGAACUAACUGCCAUAAGUAUCAUAUUGUAGGCAUACGUCUGAUAAAAGAAAUUUCUUCCAAGUUUCUGAUUUUGUUGUUUCUUACAGAGAAGAAAUUUCUUCUAACCAAAAAUUAGAAAACAGUUGAUGCAUUUGGUAAUUUUAAAAUGAACUUUGCAUAUUUCAGUCCGCAAAGAGGACAUUUCUAGAUUUUCCUCUUUUAUUUUGGACUACCUUGUUAAUUAGAGACACCCUCGAAGAAUCCGAAACAGAUAUAAAAGGCGCCAAAGUUGUCUUUGGAGUUCAACCGAAUCGCCUUUUCAACAGAAGACAACCAUGAAGAAUCUUAGUGGUUUGUGUCUACUGAUUUUGGCUUUCACAGUAUCCGAAGUAUAUGGACACUGUCAGACAUGUUCGAGGAAAGUGCGUCAUAAAGUAGGACGGUUUUAUACCUAUACCACCAAAAAAUACCUUUGUCGUUGUUCAGUGGAUGGUGGAUGGAGUGAUUUUGGAGAUGUAAGGUGGUUCGGUGGAUGCAGUGUAACUUGUGGAGCUGGAAUGGAAAACGGGUUAAAUACAAGAAAAUGCAACAAUCCUACCCCACAGCAUGGCGGCAAACAGUGCGUUGGGUCUUCGAACAGAAAAGAAAGUAGACCAUGUAGACUUAAGGAAUGUCCAACUGAUGGUGGUUGGUCAGACUAUGGAGAUUUUAAUGAAUGGUCAGCUUGCAGUGUUAACUGUGGGAAGGGUACAAAAUCACACGAAAGAACAAGAUCCUGCACGAAGCCAGAACCCCAGUUUGGAGGGAAAGAUUGCGAAGGAAGUGAAGUAGAUAUUCAAACGGAGUCAUGUCAAAUGUUGGAUUGUCCAGAAUUUGAGUGCACAAGUGAUGGUCUUUUUGCCUACCCAAAUGACUGUACCAAGUAUAUUCAGUGUGGUAACAAAGUCAAGUAUGUAAUGCCAUGUGCACCAGGAACUCAUUGGGAACAAACAAAAGGCUACUGUGACCAUGGUGACGACUGUAACUAGUGAGAAUUGAACUGCUGACGUAAGGCUUUGAAAAAAGCUUUCAUUGAAGAUUUUUCCUCUAACACUGUUAUAAUCAGAACAUUUCCAUUUCUGUGACAUCAUUGUCGCACAAGCUGACGUAACUGAAAACCUCAUUCAAUGUGUAUCAGA